This is a messenger RNA of Symphalangus syndactylus (siamang), 1955 nucleotides long. RefSeq names its product tektin-3. Lineage: Eukaryota; Metazoa; Chordata; Mammalia; Primates; Hylobatidae. Gene Ontology annotation, biological process: cilium movement involved in cell motility; cilium assembly. Gene Ontology annotation, cellular component: nucleus; sperm flagellum; microtubule cytoskeleton. The record is from RefSeq and is a predicted model, not a curated record.
CCUCCCACCGCCCCUAACUGCCCCACGCCGGGCAUCCGCCGACAGGCGAGUGGUCUGGGGUCAGCCUGCCUCUAAAACGACCCCAAAGGAUCCCCCUUCGCCAACCAGGAUUCCAAUUUCUGGCCUCAGGAUCGCGGGAGGUCGCGGACACCCUGCAAUUCCUCCCCGCUAUCUUCACUUUUCUUUCCAAAUGAAAACCGUACAAAUCCACAGGCACCUCCCACCCAGACGUCUAUUUCCUCGUACAUACCAAGAAAUUGAAUUGCUGAGUCACAGACCAACACCAACCAACUUUCUACCAGCCAUCAGUACCACGGCCUCAAGCUACAGGGACCACUUUCCCCACUCCAAUUUGACCCCGUAGCCUGAGCCUUCCUUGGAGACUGAGCACAUAAUACAAAGUCACCUCCAAUUCCCCAAGCGUGGCCCCGUACUGCACCAUAUCAUAGAGGGUGUCCGAGAAUACCACGCUUCCCUUUGUUUCCAACAGAACCACUUUCUUCCCAAGAUACACACCGGAUGACUGGUACAGGUCCAAUUUAACCAACUAUCAAGAGUCCAACACUUCCCGACAUAAUUCGGAGAAACUAAGAGUGGAUACAUCUCGCCUGAUUCAAGACAAAUAUCAACAAACAAGAAAAACCCAGGCAGACACAGCCCAAAAUCUGGGAGAACGUGUCAAUGACAUAGGGUUUUGGAAAUCUGAAAUCAUUCAUGAGUUGGAUGAAAUGAUUGGAGGGACAAAUGCACUUACUGAUGUGAAGAAAAGACUGGAGCGGGCUUUGAUGGAGACUGAAGCCCCUCUUCAGGUAGCCCAAGAAUGUCUAUUUCAACGAGAAAAGAGAAUGGGAAUCGAUCUAGUUCAUGAUGAAGUUGAAAAACAACUGCUGACCGUAAAUAUGGGGGAAAUGCAUCAGUCACAGGCAGCUUAGUUGUAAAUGGCUGACAGAGCGUCCCAGCAUGAGCUGGAGAAGGACCUGAGUGACAAGCAGAUGGCUUACCAGAUUGACAACAAAUGCCACCACCUGCACAACACGUCAGAUGGUGUUGGCUACUUCCGCGGAGUGGAGAGGGUCGAUGCAACUGUCUCACUGCCUGAGUCCUGGGCCAAAUUUACAGAUGACAAUAUUCUCCGCUUCCAGAGUGAACGGUCAGCUUCCACUAAGCUAAGAGAUGACAUUGAAAACCUCUUGGUUGUGACUGCCAAUGAGAUGUGGAAUCAAUUCAACAAAGUGAACUUGUCUUUCACCAAUCGCAUUGCUGAGACUGCAGAUGCUAAGAAUGAGAUUCAGAUGCACUUGGCAAAGACCCUGCAGGAGAUUUUCCAGACUGAAAUGACCAUAGAAUCCAUCAAAAAGGCCAUUAAGGACAAGACUGCCUUCCUGAAGGUGGCUCAGUCCAGACUGGACGAGCAUACACGGUGGCCGAAUAUUGAAUUGUGCCGAGACAUGGCUCAGCUACGAAUUUGCUUCUUUCACUUCCUGCCGACUUCAUGGAGCGGCUGUAGAUGCAGCCCCGGGCAAGGACAGCAUAUGUUGCAAGCAGACAAUCACAAGACCCUGAGUGCCGUAAAAGGCUUGGUCCUCUUGGAAGUCACAGCACUGGGCAGCAGAUGCCUUGUUAACGAGGUACACGAGGUUGACGACACCAUCCAGACCCUGCAGCAGCGCUUGAGGGAUGCAGAGGACACCCUGCAGGGGCUGGUCCACACCAAAGCCAUCCUCGAGUGUGAUCAGGCUGUCAAGGCCAAUUCCCUGUACAUUGACCAGGAAAAAUGCAUGAGCAUGCGCAAGAGCUACCCAACACCCUCCGGCUGGUCGGCUUCUGCUGGGGACCCCACCGGGUGUGGUUUUGAUAUCCCUAAGUUAAGGCUGAGCCAGAGCGCUGUCUCAGCAUUUGAACCAAGUGCUAAUAUAGUCACUUAUUAAAGGAUUAUGCUGAUGGAAAUGUACCAA